Molecule: messenger RNA, 852 nt
Organism: Arachis duranensis
Lineage: Eukaryota; Viridiplantae; Streptophyta; Magnoliopsida; Fabales; Fabaceae
Product: putative F-box/LRR-repeat protein 23
Exons: 3
Coding region: 1-852 (283 amino acids)
Molecular function (GO): protein binding
Source: RefSeq, a predicted model, not a curated record
AUGGACUACCGAUCCAUUCUUGCAAGGCCUGCCAAGAAAAUAAACUGGUUGGAUCUUCCGCAUGACCUCACUUUGAUGAUCAUUGGGAAACUUACCACAUUUCAGAUCUUAACCAGUGUUCAGUUCGUGUGCCGCAUAUGGCACCGCAUCUGCAUGGAUCCGCUCAUGUGGCGCACCAUCAACAUGUGCGAUAUUGGUGUGCACGAUUCAGUGGACUAUAAAGUGGGGGAGAUGUGCCGUCAUGCAAUGGAUCGUAGUUGUGGCCUGUUGGUAGACUUAACUAUCGAGUACUUUGGCACCGAUGAUCUCCUCAAAUAUAUAAUUAACUCGGGAUGUCAUAAAUUGCGAUAUUUGCGAUUUGUUAAAUGCUAUCGAAUCUCAGACAAAGGAUUAUGUGAGAUGGCUGAAAAACUUCCAUUGUUGGAGGAACUUGAUAUUACCCCUUGUUUCGAUGUAUCUAGUAUUGCUUUAGAAGCAAUUGGUCGAGCAUUUGCUAUUGCACAAAAUAUGUCCAACUUACACCAUCUCCAACUUGUUGGAAACUCCCUCAACAACAGUGGUUUGAGCGCCAUUCUUGAUGGUUGUUCUCAUCUUGAAUCUCUGGAUUUACGCGAGUGUUACCAUGUUGAGUUGGAGGGGAUAUUGAGGACAAGAUGUGACGAACAAUUAAAAGAUUUGAGAGAUCCAGAUGCACCCCUUGACUUUCAAUUAUUGGGACGAUGCUAUGACACGACAGACCAUGAUGCAUUAUAUGAGUAUCUACACGAGAAGAGGGUUAAAAAACAAGAAGCUGAGAGAGCCGAGAAAGAAAAAAGAUAUACAGAAGCAGAAAUUUUGGAUGAAGCAAAUUAG